Porites lobata is the source of this 4601-nucleotide messenger RNA. Lineage: Eukaryota; Metazoa; Cnidaria; Anthozoa; Scleractinia; Poritidae. The record is from the annotation of a GenBank genome assembly.
AUGGCUCUAAACGGCUCAGAAACACCACCAUCUACUAACUCAUCAGCCAUACUAACCUCUGUGGUUUCUUGCGUCCAAGAGCCAAACACAAAAUGGGAUCUAAAUUACACUACUCGUUUGGGAAAAGCCGUAGUCAUAUCGGCUGCAUCUCCCUUGACAGUUCUUUUUAACACCUUAGUAAUGAUAAUUUUGAAGAAAAGAGAAGUAUCAGUACAGAGGCGCUCGAACAUUCUGUUGUUCAGUCUGGCCAUUACAGACCUUCUUGUUGGUGCAAUAUGCAUGCCGUUAGAUGCAAUUACGGAUAUAUUUUAUUUAGGCCAGUUUUCCCUUGUGAACAUCUGUAAAAUAAACCUGUUUAGCAGUUAUAUUUUCAAUAUCUUCAUAUCGGCUUCGGUGAUCCACCAAACAAUGAUCGCUUGGGAGAGAUACUUGGCGAUACGAAAAUGGAUGGACUACAAGAACAUUGCAACCAAAAGCCGCUUGAAGAAGCUGGCGACAUUAUCUUGGCUCUUUGCGAUAUUUUUAGGCUUUCCAAUCCCCUCUCCAAAGUCAGGAACCACCCUGCUUUUCAUUCUUGACUUCGUUAAAGGUCUUUUAAAUUUGUUGGCUGUCAUUUGCUUUCCUGUCUUAAUCUUAUACUUCUACCUCAUGGUGUAUCUCGGAAUACGCAAAAGGAGAAAAAGCAUCGUCAACCAAGUCACAGCUAUGGCAAAACUGAAAUUCGAGUCUAAAGUCACCAAGACCUGCGCCAUGAUCACGUUUGCCCUUUUUAUCGCCGUAGCACCGGAAAUUCUUUCCCUGGUUUUUUCUCUUAUCGCGAGUCCUGAAUUCAUGUUUUGGCUUUCUCAGUUGUCAGACAUGAUGCUGCAAUUAAAUUCUCUGUUCACUCCGCUCAUUUACUGGCUUACAGAUAAACGUUACUGGAAUGCACUGCUAGACUUGCUAAAAAUUAAAAGGCCUCAAGCAAUCCAACCUGCAAAUGGCGUCAUAAGGGAGCUGUCUGAGAUAAAAAAUGACCAAGUCCGAGAACCAGACGUUGUUCAAAAACAGCAAAUUCGCUCGUCUCGAUCGGCUUCCUGCAGCGGACUUCCUUCAAGUUCACAGCUGAACCAUUCUGGAACUGAAGGACGAUAUAAAAGAAGGAAAGUUAGUUGUUAAAACAUGGCUGCCGAGUGAGACUACAAGAUCGAUUCUCUCCUAGAUAAUCAAUGACCUGAAGCGGACGGCGUUUUGUGUCAGCUUGUGAUGUUUCGAAGUGUCUUUUUUUUUUCUUUGUCAAACUGGGAAAUCCGAUUUGGGAUGGCUCACCUCGCUUGAUACGCAGAAGGGUUGAAAAGCCUUAAGCGAUUCUGGCCUUACUUGACAGCAUUCAGGAACUGCAUAUCGAACGGUGAAUUUGAGUAAUUAUUGUACUUGAUGCUUCUUUUUUUUUUUUCUAAUUUAUGAAGUCGAGCGCAGUUUAUGAGGCUAGUUUGUGCACGUUUGUACAAUUACACACAAUGAUCUGACUAGUAUCACAGCGAGUUCAUCUUUAAAACGGCAGAUACCGGGAAGCCGGCCUGAAACUUAAAUUUAAGCUUUAAGGUUAAAGACUCAGGAUUUUUAGACACUUUAAUACUUGUCUUCGUGAAAUGAAAAUUUUUGUCUAUGUAAAUUUUUCACCGAAUUAUAUUUGUUUUAUUGAUUGUUAGUUGUCUCUCUUGCAAUUUUAAUCGCUGUGCCGUUUGUUUUUAGUUGAUCAUGAACAUCGCUUACAGUAGUACUCAAAAUGCCGCGCGUAUCAAACGUUUUUGAAGGUUUUAAUACACAUCGUUAUAACACCGUUAAAUAAAUUCAAACACUUCGAGAGCCGAGCUUCCACUGCAAAUUUGGCGCUUGUCAAAAGUGAGAACCGGCUAGCCGGGAAGGUGAUUUUGGAAAUUUUUUGAACGUUUUCGGUAAAAGCCCAUUAUUACCUUAUACAUACUACAUAGGAGUAGAUUGUUCUGACUGAAAAGUCCCGAAAUUAUGGAAUUAUCUUCAUGCAAAUGUUUCAUAAUGUGGUCAGUUUUAUAAUUUGUUGUGCAAAGGAAGCGCGUGCUUCGAUCGUCAUGAAUAUUAAUUGUGAGUGCAAUUAGUCUUGAAAAAUUGUGAAAACUUUUAAACUGCAUUCUGCCCGAGGUCUGUUAGCGUGCGAAAACAUCCGUUUCUCUGUAUAAUAAAAGAACAGCGCCUCAUAGUAUUGUUUACCUCAGAUGAGAUGUAUAAAAAGUAUAAAAGGCUGCUUUACACACCACCAGAUUUGUUGGCAAGAUUUUGUAAAGUAAGCUUGUCGAACGCAAAAAAUUUGGCCUGUUUUUUUUUGCCUCCCUUUUAGAUAAAGGAAUGCAACGUGAACCUAUGAAUUAGAAACCUGUAAAUUGGCUGCCAUCGAGGACUCGCUGGUUUAGUUACGUACACCGGUUUACAUGGUUUCCCAUAUCUCUCUUUUAUUUUUAUGUAAACUGGUUUCAGCAAAUCCUAAGGGAUUAUAAAAUCUUUACCAUCAUUGGACAGCGCUUCUUUAAUCCAAUUAAUGCGGUCCCAAGGGAAAUACUCACGCCUCCUGGAAAUUAAGAGGGGAUGCCUCUUGGGCAUCCUCUAAAAAAAAACAAAAAAAUAAAUAAAUAAAAAGAGCACAAAUGUUUGAAACACUGAUGUACAUAGGAUAUAAACAAAUCACAUAUAUUUUGAACAAUGAGCAAUUUCCCUGUUUAUACUGUUUUGUUCAGAAUUUGUUCAAUAUCAUAAAUGUCAGGUAAUCCAGGCUCUUUGACAGUACACAGUACGGUCCCAGUAAUAUUACAGUUUUUGAAGGGGUUUAAACUACCAUCCUAUAAUUUGUAGGAAAUACUAAUUAAACGUCAUGGUCAUGGACUAUAGACUAAAAGCUUCCUAUUGUUGAGAAAAGAGAAAAGGAGAGUAUUCAAAAACAAUUUAGCCAUCGGCUGGUAUAUGUUUUUUUUCUUAAUUUUUGCACAUGCACGGGUUUUGCUUUGGCGAUUCGCAUUUUUCAAAAAUGAUCUUAUAAAACCAAGAGAGGAUAAAGGGGACAGAGAAGGCAUCCCCCAUACACACCCUAUUCCAUAGGUAAAUCGUCUCGAGUUAUUUUUAAGACCACAGAUCCCAAUUGGGAUUAGACAACAGCCAAUCACAUAGUGCGAAUGUGUUCCGCGUGGAUGACCCACGCUCAGAGCCACGCGUCCUUCACGAAAUGACGCUGAAAAAAAUGGCGGAAGACACGGAGAGCGAUACUGCUAUUCGUUUUGUCGACGAAAACGACUAAACUCAGAGAUUUCUACUAAAGCGGUGUCAGCGAAAUGGAAAUUAAAAAAGAAUCGCCCUUCCUCUCUUGUAUAGAGCUAACAAUACAGCAGGGAAAUCCUUAACACACUAAAUAUUCUCUCAGGAUUAUUUAUAAUUUACAGUUUGAAGAGAGCAAUUUCUGGUUAGAUAUUUAUUCUUUUACUAGUCUUUUAUUAUUAAAAAAAAAAAUAACACUUGGCGUUCUACUUGCUUUAUUGUACAAAAGACUGGUUUCAAUAGACCGGCGAAAUUUCUCAUUUUAUUAAAGCACUGAGGUUACGACAACUUCGAGUUAAACUGAUUUCACGGAUUGUCAAAGAGUCCAGCGAUUCCAUUUUCCCAGGUGAGCGCCGACUCAUUUCGCCUCAAUAUUCAGAAAUGCUCUCGAUCUCUUUACGCUUUCAUUGCCUUUCGCCUGACAUGUUUUGCACGGCGUUUAGUCAUGCGAAACCUCCACGAAACAUCCACGCAGCGCGCGAGGUAACUUGAUCCCGAUUCUAAAAAUAACUCGAGACGAAUUACCUAUGGAAUAGGGUGUGUAUGAGGGAUGCCUUCUCUGUCCCCUUUAUCCUCUCUUGAUAAAACUUAUUCGAUUGCCAAUGUAUUUGUCACGAAAGUACUAAUUGCGGACACUGUUUUUGCGCCUCCGACUUGAGACGGGACAGCCCGCCAGUUUACGUGGUCAUCUGCCAUGAGUCAAGGUCUAACCGCUUGCGUGCAGUGCAAAGAGGAUACCUUAGUGUCAGGCCUGCUCCUCUGUAGUCAAGAGCUCUACCGACCGAGAAUGGCUCAAGCGAACGGCAUAGCCCUCGAGCAAAUGUAUUUUUCCUGACAAACAAUGGCCAACGAGAUUAUUCUGUUCUCAAACUGCACACUCCGCUGGAAGGACAACCUUCUGACUGCCUUAGAGUCACCAGAGGUGGAAAGAAUAUUGAAUAUGAUGGUACUCAGGCCCAACCUACCGAGUCCUAAACAGUUUAUUGGUUGUCCCAGCAGGAAAAACCGUCUCGGCAUCUUUUGAUGUUUCGGCUGGAUACGACGUGAGUGAAACUGGAACUUACACUGUAGCAGUGGACACGUAUAUAGAAUAUGUAGAAAUUAAUGUUAAGGGUAACGGCAAACCACCCAUUCCCAAAAGAGCAGAGCAUUUGUCUUCUCUACUGGUCAUGUUUAACGUCACGGAAAAUCCGUCUAGAAAAACUCUUGGAGAAAAGGCACGUUCCCUUGAGGCAAAUGGUCUGGGAAAGCGCAGUCAGAUUGGUAAGUGCUCCUCGUGA